This is a messenger RNA of Aphanomyces astaci, 345 nucleotides long. RefSeq lists its product as hypothetical. The record is from RefSeq and is a predicted model, not a curated record. Lineage: Eukaryota; Oomycota; Saprolegniomycetes; Saprolegniales; Verrucalvaceae. Bases 1 to 345 code for a protein of 114 amino acids. The transcript has a single exon.
AUGCUGGAGGGACUAUAUCGCGUUCGAGAAACGUUCUACGGCAGCGCCGUGACGUUGCAGGUGGCCCCCAACCAAGCCGACGUGGACGCGUACACGUCUGCGGUGACCUCAACAGGAAAGCCCAUCGAAUGGGAAUCCAGUUCUAUCCACUAUGCGCCAACUGUCUCGGCCGACAAGCUCAAAGACAUUACGCCAAAUCUUGCGCAUAGCGACUUGUACGUGUGCGGCCCUGCUGACUUCAUCGCAACCACAGAAGAAGCGCUCGUGGCCGCAGGGGGAUCCAAGGAUCAGAUUCAUGUGUAUUCGUUCGACAAUGCGCAGCUGGGGGCGCGGAAAAUAGAAUGA